Molecule: messenger RNA, 882 nt
Organism: Aspergillus melleus
Lineage: Eukaryota; Fungi; Ascomycota; Eurotiomycetes; Eurotiales; Aspergillaceae
Gene: SPE3
Product: spermidine synthase
Exons: 5
Coding region: 1-882 (293 amino acids)
Biological process (GO): spermidine biosynthetic process
Cellular component (GO): cytosol
Molecular function (GO): spermidine synthase activity
Source: RefSeq, a predicted model, not a curated record
AUGUCCGAAAUCACUCACCCUACCAUCAAGGAUGGCUGGUUCUCCGAGCAGUCCGACAUGUGGCCCGGUCAGGCUAUGAACCUUAAGGUCAACCAGAUCCUGCACCACGAGAAGUCCAAGUACCAGGAUGUCCUGGUCUUCGAGAGCAGCGACUACGGUACCGUCCUCGUCCUGGACAACGUUAUCCAGUGCACCGAGCGUGAUGAGUUCUCCUACCAGGAGAUGAUCACCCACCUGGCCAUGAACGCUCACCCCAACCCCAAGAAGGUCCUGGUCAUCGGUGGUGGAGAUGGCGGUGUCCUCCGUGAGGUCGUCAAGCACGAGACCGUCGAGGAGGCCAUCCUUUGUGACAUCGACGAGGCCGUCAUCCGUGUCUCCAAGAAGUACCUCCCCGGUAUGAGCAUCGGCUUCCAGCACCCCAACGUCAAGACCCACGUUGGCGAUGGCUUCGAGUUCCUGAAGAACCGCCUGAACGAGUUCGACGUUAUCAUCACCGACAGCUCCGACCCCGAGGGUCCCGCCGAGAGUCUCUUCCAGAAGCCCUACUUCGAGCUCCUCAACGGUGCUCUCCGUGAAGGAGGUGUCAUCACCACACAAGGUUCCGAGAACCAAUGGCUGCACCUCUCCCUGAUCUCCAACCUCCGCAAGGCCUGCAAGGAGGUCUUCCCCGUCGCCGAAUACGCCUACACCACCAUCCCCACCUACCCCUCCGGCCAGAUCGGCUUCAUGGUCUGCUGCAAGGACGCCAACCGCAACGUGCGCGAGCCCUCUCGCACCUGGUCUCGCGAGGAGGAGGAGCGUCUCUGCCGCUACUACAACCAGGACAUCCACCGCGCCAGCUUCGUGCUGCCCAACUUUGCCCGCAAGGCUCUGAACAACUAG